UACUGUGAGUCUGACCUUCUCAAAUUGGCAGCUCAAAGAAAACGGUAGCCAGCUACUUUACACCGACUUUGUAACAAACACUCGCGCUGCUACUCACCGGAAAACUAAACGUUCCGGCGCCGGCGUCGGCUACCGCGAUCCGUAAAGCUUGCCUAUCUAGCGCACUGUACUGCGAGUCACAGAAAUGGUGGGGCCACAGAGACCGCAGUUUGUGCUGUUCGGAUCGUCGAUAGUUCAGCUCAGCUUCAGCAACGGCGGUUGGGGUGCCAUUCUCGCCGAUGUCUACGCUCGUAAAGCGGAUAUAUUAUUACGAGGUUAUUAUGGUUGGAACUCACGACGUGCUGUCCAAGUUCUAGAUAAAGUUUUUCCUAAGGAUGCUGCAGUUCAGCCUCAAUUGGUGAUAGUUUAUUUCGGUGGUAAUGACUCGAUGGGACCACACUCUUCUGGGCUUGGUCCUCAUGUACCACUCCCUGAAUACAUUGAAAACAUGAGGAAAGUAGCACUUCAUCUUAAGAGCCUUUCAGACACAAUUCGAAUCAUCUUUCUCAGUUCCCCCCCUGUCAAUGAAGCCAAAGUGAAAGAGAACACAAGUUCAUAUUUCAGCGAGCUAGUUAGAAACAAUGAUUUAUGCAAACAAUAUUCAGAUGCAUGUAUAGAUCUGUGCAAGGAGCUGGGUGUGAUGGUUGUUGAUCUUUUCACUUCAAUUCAGAAACGUGAAGAUUGGGAAAAUACUUGUUUUACGGACGGGGUUCACCUAGCUGAAGAGGGCAGCAAAGUCGUCGUUGAAGAGAUUCUCAAGGUUCUGAAAGAAGCCGAUUGGACGCCAAGCCUACACUGGAAAUCCAUGACUACCGAAUUCCCAGAAGAUUCAGAAUAUGAUCUAGUUGCUUCUGAUGGGAAAACCACCAUAAAUCCCAGUGAAUGGACAUUCCAUCGUGCAAUUCAAUGGGAUUAGACAACUAAACUGAAAAAAAAAAAAGGUUUGAGCCAAUGUAUCCAACUGUUCAUUUCAGAAGUACCAUCAUUAAGGUAAGUAAUAUAUGACUGCAGAAGUUGGUAAGCAUAGAUUUACAGACUUGCAGUAGUUCCCAGGGAAUUGUUAUUGCUGCCAACUAUAAUUCCCACCUAUAUAAUGAUUAUUAUUUGCUUAUUUGUCCUUCCAUA
Messenger RNA from Ipomoea nil (Japanese morning glory), 1164 nucleotides. RefSeq names its product GDSL esterase/lipase CPRD49. The transcript has 6 exons. Gene Ontology annotation, molecular function: hydrolase activity, acting on ester bonds. NCBI's taxonomy places the organism in Eukaryota, Viridiplantae, Streptophyta, Magnoliopsida, Solanales, Convolvulaceae. The record is from RefSeq and is a predicted model, not a curated record. Bases 185 to 955 code for a protein of 256 amino acids.